UUGUUCCAAGUUGAAAGAAGGAAAAAGAAACUCUGCUCGUCGCUGAUUGGCUCAUCGGCCGGGAUCUGCAGGAUGGGGCGGAGUCUCGGGGAGCUGUGGCUCUGCUGUGUCUCCGCUCCGCUCAGAGGCUGCGUGGCUUCAACCGAAUCACUUCAGCCGUCUAACUUUUCUCUUCUUUGUCCCGAACCCGAUAAACUCCUCACUUUGACGGUAAACAAAUGGCUCAAUCGUUUCCGGUCUGUCUACAACUCGACACAUUCUUAAACUCCGACAAUAUUUUACUAAAAAUUGCGGCAUAACUUCAAAGGGAUCGAGGAAGGCGACAUAAAGAGGGGAAUCGAACCAGCUUCGUCUGAGGUCAAAGAUGUCUGUCAGCAACCACGAAAACAGGAAGUCUCGCUCCAGUUCCGGCUCCAUGAAUAUCCAACUCUUCCACAAGACGUCCCAUGCCGACAGCUUGUUGACUCAACUCAACCUGUUGCGCAAACGCAAAGUCUUCACUGAUGUCGUGCUGAAGGCUGGCAACCGCUCCUUCCCCUGCCACCGGGCUGUGCUGGCCUCCUGCAGCCGCUACUUUGAAGCCAUGUUCAGCGGAGGGCUCAGGGAAAGCCGUGCCGAUGACGUCAACUUCCACGACUCGCUCCACCCAGAAGUGCUGGAGCUGCUGCUCGACUACGCCUACUCGGCUAGAGUCAUCAUCAACGAAGAAAAUGCAGAGUCGCUGCUUGAGGCUGGAGACAUGCUUCAGUUCCACGACAUCAGGGAUGCAGCAGCAGAGUUCCUGGAAAAGAACCUGCACCCGUCUAACUGUCUGGGGAUGAUGCUGCUGUCCGACGCCCAUCAGUGCCAAAGACUGUACGAGCUGUCGUGGAGGAUGUGCCUGGCCAACUUUGCCACUCUCUUCAGGACGGAAGACUUCCUCAGUCUGCCUGGAGACAAAGUCAAAGAGUUGAUUCUGAGUGAGGAACUGGAGGUGGAGGAUGAGAGUCUGGUGUAUGAGGCUGUCAUAGACUGGGUCAAGGCAGACAUGGAGCAGAGGCAUGGCGAGCUGCCCGAGCUGCUGCGCUGUGUCCGACUGGCACUGCUGCCCGAGUCCUACUUGCUGAACAACGUGGCCUCAGAAGAGCUUGUGAUGUGCCACAAAGUGGGCCGUGAGAUCGUUGAAGACGCCGUGCGGUGCAAGAUGAGGAUCCUCCAGAAUGAUGGCAUCGUAACCGGGUUCUGUGCGCGGCCCAGAAAAGUCAGCCAGGCACUUCUGCUGCUGGGCGGACAAACGUUCAUGUGCGAUAAAGUCUACAUGAUCGAUAACAAGACCAAGGAGAUCACUCCCAAAACAGACAUCCCCAGCCCCAGGAAAGAGUGCAGUGCCUGUGCUAUCGGCUGCAAGGUCUAUGUCACUGGAGGCCGUGGCUCUGAGAAUGGAGCAUCCAAAGAUGUCUGGGUCUAUGACACCUUACACGACGAGUGGUCCAAAGCGGCGCCAAUGUUGGUAGCCAGGUUUGGACACGGUUCUGCAGAACUUGACCACAUGCUGUAUGUGGUAGGAGGACACACAUCUCUUGCUGGAUCCUUCCCAGCUUCCCCAUCCGUCUCCCUCAAACAGGUGGAACAGUACGACCCUCAGACUAAUAAGUGGACCCUGGUGGCGCCCCUCAGAGAAGGUGUGAGCAAUGCUGCCGUCGUUGGUGCCAAAAACAAACUGUUCGCUUUUGGGGGCACCAGUGUCAACAGAGACAAAUAUCCCAAGGUGCAGUGCUUCGACCCCUGCCAGAAUCGGUGGUCGGUACCUGCAAGUUGCCCACAGCUGUGGCGGUACACAGCGGCGGCCGUGGUCGGCAAUCACGUGGUUGUGAUUGGGGGGGAUACGGAGUUCUCGGCCAGUUCUGCGUACCGGUUCAACAGUGAGACGUACCAGUGGUCAAAGUUCGGCGAUGUGACCGCCAGAAGGAUCAGCUGUCACGCCGUGGCCUCAGGAAACAGACUUUAUGUGGUCGGUGGCUACUUUGGGGCUCAGAGGUGUAAGACUUUAGACUGCUACGAUCCAUCUUCAGACUCCUGGGACAGUGUGACCAGUGUGCCGUACUCGCUCAUUCCGACUGCCUUCGUCAGCACCUGGAAGUACCUCCCAGCAUAGAGAGACUCACGCCAACAAUUUUGAUGAGCCGUGGCGUCUGGCGUCUCUUCACCAGCUCCAAGAGGAAGAGGAGAACGAUGAAGAUGAAGGAGUUUGCAAAUCUCAUCACAGCUGGAUCCAACCCAUGGACCCACAACCGGACCCGUUUACUCAGACGUUUGUGUAACUUUCCCAUGCAGCCGGAGCAGGACCGGUUGCCAUGCUAACGGCAGAGCCCUCAAAGCCAUCUCCUUUAAGAACAUGCCCCCCCCCAUCCCCCCCAGUCCACCUACUGGGGCAAAUAAGCUACAGCAGAACCAUCACCACACACUUCCUUCUCACCUGGACUCCAUCAUCAGGGUUUCAAUGGUGCUUUCAUGUCUGAGAGGUCGAAACUUUACCAAGUUUUUGGAAAAACAUCCAUUAAAAAAAGUGCCUUUAAUCAUCGAAAUGCCGUUGAUUUAAGAACGCCAUUUUACUCUUCCUCUAGGGCUGCCACAAACGAUCAUUUUAAUAGUCGACUAAUCACCGAUUAUUUUUUCCGAUUAAUCGGGUCAUCGCAGAGUGAUGUAAAGCACACAACUUAACAGUCAUUUAAACUAACUAAAAAUA
Molecule: messenger RNA, 2725 nt
Organism: Oryzias melastigma (Indian medaka)
Lineage: Eukaryota; Metazoa; Chordata; Actinopteri; Beloniformes; Adrianichthyidae
Gene: enc3
Product: ectodermal-neural cortex 3
Exons: 4
Coding region: 365-2134 (589 amino acids)
Molecular function (GO): protein binding
Source: RefSeq, a predicted model, not a curated record